AUGAGUGAAACGGAAUCUAAGGAACAUCAAAUUUCAAUCGAUGAAGAAACUUCCCAUAAAAUUCCAAUCGAUGACACUUUACCACACGAUGGAAAAUGGGUAAAUUUCCUUGACUGUUCACCAAACAUGGAGUAUGCGGUAUCUGCGCGUUUUGAAGAUAAAUCAGUUUGCACGUGGAAAUUCGUGAGAGGAGAAGAAGGGCCCCAAAUGAAAUUGGAACAUAAAUUCGAUCUUAGCGAUAUGGCUAUUUUAACGUUUCCAAUAAACGUCUCGGAUUUCAAAAACAUUUUAGUAGGUCAUUCUAAGAAAAAUACUUUCUGCCUCGAAAUCAGAGAUUUCACAAACAAGCCAACGCUGACAUUGGAUACUCAUGAUUUAAAAGGAAAAAUUGAAUUAACCGGUUUUCUAAAAAAUGGAGAGUUGGUAGUCGUUCAAGGGCAUCCUGCUAAUAAGCUUAACAUCUAUUCUAAUAGAAAUAAACAGUGGCACUGCAGGAGUAGCAUUAAACUCGUAAAAUUCAAUCGUUCCUUUCUUUCUCACGAUAGAUUGCUGAUUCUCACAGAUGUACCUUUUGUAAUUAUGCAAUGGGAUCUGGUGAAACAAAAUUAUGAGCAACAAUACGAAUUAGAUUGGAAUUUGUCCAGGUCUUGGGGUUCCAUCAGGAUGGAACUAAGCAGUGAUGGUACAUUCUUAGCAGUAACCGGAGUUUCGAGUCGGGAGAAUAAGUUAAAGGUCUAUUUUUAUUCAAAAAAAAUUAAUGCAUUGGUAGCAGAAACAUCGUUUGAUGAAACUCACAUCAGAACAAUGGGUUUUAUCAAAUUAAAGGAUAGUGAAAUUUUUUUCAUCUCUCUAGGACAGGAGGCCGAGUCUCAUUGUAUUCGUCUAAGCGAUCUUUCAAAUUUUAAAAAUCGAAUUGAGUCGACAAUCUACCAAUGGCAAAUGUACAAUUUAGGAGAGUUUGAUUUACCGGGUGGAAAUGAAUUUUUGAUUCGUGGCCAUUGUAUGCAAUUUAGUGAUGAUGGUUUACAAGUUUCUAGAUUAGAUCCGGAAAUUAAAGGCGAAUUUGGUGUAUAUUUUUUUGAAGGAAAAGUAUUUGAAAUAAUAGAAGAUUAUCUAAACGAAUAUAAGAAAAUGUAUCGUAAUUCCGAAAAAAAAAAAGAUUUAGAAAUGAAUCAACCAAAAGAAUAUCCUGGUACGCUAUACACAUGGAUUGUUGAGUACUUAAAGAAGGGCGUUAUGAUCGUAGCUAGGUUAACAGCGAGGAAUAAUGACACGAAGGAGGAUAUUGGAAAAGUGGAUGUAGAUUUGCACGCGAUUAAUAAAGAGGAUAUUUGUAUAGAAUUUGAAAUACUUGCAGGCAAUGAUCUUAUGUUGAUUUCCUCUUCUACCAUACAAAGAUGGAGAGUGAUGAACGGCAACAAAAUGUAUUUAAUUAAUUGUUGGACUCAUCUUGAUGUGUAUUUCAAAUCGACAACGGCACAAGAAGCCAUGAUUGAACAACUUACUUCACUAUAUAAUAAAUUGAAGUUACUAGGUCGGUCUCCUUUUAGCCCUUCUCCUUACUUCGACCAAAUGAUUAAACACAGAUCAAUAGGCCUGGCCACAUAUUUAAAAGAGGAGUCGGGAUUGUUAAAAGUGGAUUCAAGAAUUACUAAUGGAGAUUGGUUAGAUGUCUAUACAAAAGAACUUCUAACACGGAAAAUUUUUGCCAGAUAUUACGAAUUAUCCGUUGAUGAACUCACGGAAUACGUCAAGAAACUGGAGAAUGAGGUACCCGAAGAGGCAUUAUGGUCUAAAGCCAUUAAAGAAAUUGUCGGAUAUAAAAUAAAGGUUGAUGAAAGGAUCAAUGAGUUGGACGAAAAAUUUGAAAAUUUUGACGUAAAAUUUACUGAG
Messenger RNA from Acaulospora morrowiae, 1893 nucleotides. The record is from the annotation of a GenBank genome assembly. NCBI's taxonomy places the organism in Eukaryota, Fungi, Glomeromycota, Glomeromycetes, Diversisporales, Acaulosporaceae.